Messenger RNA from Anolis carolinensis (green anole), 4558 nucleotides. It is a transcript of the gene il17rc, whose product is annotated as interleukin 17 receptor C. The transcript is spliced from 19 exons. The record is from RefSeq and is a predicted model, not a curated record. Bases 451 to 2688 code for a protein of 745 amino acids. Lineage: Eukaryota; Metazoa; Chordata; Lepidosauria; Squamata; Anolidae. Gene Ontology annotation, molecular function: interleukin-17 receptor activity.
CAGUUCCUCCUACGCCCUCCUCCUUGCUUCUACCUUUACUCCGCUUUGACGCAAUCAUUCUGCUAAUAGCAAAAAGAAGGGUGGAGGAAUAUUGACUAAGAGCAGAGGCCGGGGCAUGAGUUAGUUCUGUUUAAUGCUCGCAUCUUAGAAGUCUUCUUGCUCCUAUCCUCAGGGAAAGAAAUCUGCUAGUCCCUCCGGCAGAUUGGAUACUAAGCUAAUUUCCAGCUGCCAGUUUCCAAACAGUCUUCAAUUUGGGAGUUUGUUGGAAAGAUCCCAGCCUCCUAAAGCAGCAAAACAAGGAAACAACACAACUUCUUUGCCAGCUGGGCUCUUCAGGCAGGUUCUGAGUUACUCUACAGUUUCUGAGAUGGAAAGGGAAGCAUUUCUUCAUAGCAAUGACUGUUUUAUGAUGGAGUAGAGCCACGGCUUAGCUCCCCAAGGAUCCCAGAGAUGUGGAAACUGGCUUUGGCCCUGGUCCUACUGUACCCAUCUUCUGCCGCCCUUCAGCCUGAAGCCUUUCUGGACACCGUCAGCUGCUCUGAUGGUCUGAGCUGCCGGCUGUUGGAGAAUGCGCUGUGCAUAGCUGGUGAGACGGAGCCAGAUCCCGAAACAGGUCCUGUCUUGGUGCUGACUGAGAUGUCGAUGAGAAACAAACUUCGGUGCCAGAAACAUCGGGACUGUAUCCUCUGUGUACAGGUGACGCUACGCCUUGGCCUGCUGGGUGAGAAAGAUGACACAGGAAUCGAGUCACCUGCACAACCAGAUCGAGGAACUUCCAUGACCAGCACACGACUCAAAAAACAUAAUGGGAAAAUGGAGGAAUUCCUGCAAACCCAUGUUUUACUUUCAGCCGAGACAUACCCUUCCUCCCACUGUGCUGAGGUCGAAGUCUUGAUUCCCCUUGGUCCACGUGACUGGUACAAUAAUACACUGGGUCUCCUCCACUUUGACUGCUUUCCCAUUUCCAUCAGUGGGGAGCUGUAUGUCUCUGCUUCCACUAGUCCUCCGUACCUGUCUUCGCCUGUCUUGCAGCUCACACACUUUGGGCCAGAUUGUUCCUGGCAUGAAGCUAAAGAUGCCCUCCGCCUCUGCCAAAUCCCCACGAUGGAAGUCUCUGUUGGAUUAGAGGAAGCUGUGCUCCAUGUGUGGGACAUCCCUGAAGGACAGCACUUCUACCUCUGGCUGUAUCUGAAUCAGACAAGCGGACUUGAAGGGCUGAGUGAGAAUAUCACAUUGCUGACUGCACCUGAAAAUGUGAGCUUACCUAUCUCACAGGUGUUUCCCUGUCUAUGCCUGCAGGUUUGGCCCAAGGUUGAAGACUAUGAUGAUUCACCUCGAACCUUCCUCUGCCCUUUUACAAACAAUGCUGAAGCUUUAUCCAGGGCCUGGGCAAAGAGCCACCUCAAGGUGAAAGCCUUCCGUGAAGUGCUGAGUUGCUCUUUCUCUGCACCGUGUGACCUUCCAGGAGAGUUGGUCCCAUGUUGGAAGGGAGAAGACCUUGCCUGCCAUCCCUUGCAUCCCCAGCUGCGCAAGGGCCUCAUUCGAAUUGAGCUGCAGGAGUUCCCAGGAUUAAGACCACAUCCCAACCUCUGCGUGCAGGUAAUUAGCAAAGAAAGCCCCUAUCUCCAGAGCUGCCUGCAGGAAGAAAUAAAAGAAAACUCCCAUUCAAUGAGGCAGGAUUUGCUGUUUUGGACAACUCUAGAUUCCCAAGGGAACUUCUCGGCUCAUGUCUUGGAGCAGGGCACCUGGGUGCACAUUGCUCAGGCUGUCAGCACAAGAAAUGGACUCCUGAAGGAAGCCCUACAAAAUGACCUGCAAUCAGGAGAGUGCAUGCUGAUGUGGCAAGCUGAGGAUGGGGAAAAUGGCACCCUCUGGACCUGUUCACUGGAGAAAUAUUACCGAACACGCUGGAUAUUGGCCUGGAUGAUCACUCUCUUUGGACUCUGCUCUAUCCUGUUUGUGUUGCUGCUCAAGAAGGAAGCACUGAAAGGCUGGCUCAGACUACUGAAGGAAGAUUACGGCUCCAGAGGAGCGCUUCAGGGACGUCAUGUUCUCCUUCUGUACUCUCCGGAUCAUGUAGCUUUUGAGCGUUUGGUGGGCACCUUGGCAGGAGCCUUGACCCAACUACAAGUGUCUGUUUCCCUGGAGUUGUGGAGCCGAGGGGAGCUGGCCUCCCUGGGGCCUAUGCAGUGGCUCCAUGCGCAACGGCAGCGCAUCAUGCAAGCUGGGGGCACCGUUGUGCUGCUUUUUUCCCCUGGCGCUGUAACCAGCUGUGCAGAAUGGCUGGGCUGGAAACAGACAGACGCCAAACCUGACAACACUUUCUUGGCCUCCCUUAAUUGCAUCCUUCCAGACUUUCAAACUGGGAAGACCAAGGGCCGAUAUAUAGUUGCCUGCUUUGAGAAACUCCUUGCUGUCAAUGAGAUUCCUGGACUUUUCCGUUCGGUGCCAGCCUACCCUCUGCCGUCACAGCUUUUCGCUUUCCUGUUAGCUCUUGCUGGGCCUGGCAUAAACUAUGAGCAGAGGAGCAGCCUGAAAAGGCAUGCGGUAUGGAUCAGCAAGAGCUUGGAGCGUGCGGUGAAGGAGUGUCAGCAAAAGGAGGCAAGCUGGCAGUAUUCACCCUUGCUGCCUCUCCAGUCUGCUGAUCAGCAGAUAAAAGAGAAUUCCCAUCCUUUUGUAGCCUUCUGAGAGAGGACGGCUCUCAGAAGGAGGUUGUGAUUUUUCACUGUGGUUUACAGGACCAAGUGCAUGGACUCUGUGCCAGUAUUUUAGAUCAAGCAGCUGAGAACUCAGCAUUUGGGCAUGACAGUUCUGGUUAUCUGGGCAUUGCAAUGAGACUGCAUAGCUACACAGUGUAUGAGAACACCUUUGAGCACAAUAUAUGGAUGACAACUCUGGAAGGAUCCUGCUUUCUUCGACUGAAAGGCAAUAUUUAUUGUGCUUCGAGAAAUGGAGAGAUUCAGCAGACACUGGACAGCGUCCAAGGAUCAGAGAGGGACACAUGUCCUGUUUGCCCCAGAAACAAGGGCUAAAGAAACUAAAGAAAGCUUUCCUUCAGAAAAAUGAUAUUAUUGUAACAAACAGCAGCAAGGGAACAGAAGGUAAAUCUCAAAAGCAAAGCAAAAAGUUUUACAUCACACAUGAAACAAGUGUUUUUGGCAAAAAGUAUUUGCGAGACACUUCGAAGAUGCUGGAGCUGCAAGCAAAGAAACGAGCAGAGAAGCACGAAGUGGAAUGGUUGCUGCCAGCAUUGACCACUUGCUUUACUGCUGAUUUAUAGCCCUUCACCUCCUAGGGUGAGGUCUGAUUGUUCAGCAUCCUUGCAGUAAUUCUAGCUGUCCGCCUCCUUUCUUCUUUCGCCCUUCGCCGUUCCUGAAAUGUAGGAACCGGCAGUAUGUUUUCCUUGCCCUCUUCCUCCUCCUCAAUACUUGGCCCCAAAUCCCUACAUCUUCAGUCUCCUGUUCAACCUUCACGGAAGAAGAGUACACAACAACACACAUCAAAAGUUGUUAGUUGCCUUCAUGCUUUGCUUGGGAAAAACAAAGCUGUUGUGGGAAAAAAAUGUUAUCCCAUUAAUACUACAGGAUGAGAGAAUGGUGAAAAGAGAAUCAGAAGGAACUUUUUAGGGAAAUAGCUGCCGAAAAGGGUGUAGCUCCUCCCUAGUUUAUCAAUGCAUAUUGUUAUUGUUGAUUUUUUAAAAUCUGAGCCAAGAUGUCGAAUGUCAACAGUUUAAGACAAGAUUUUCAGCUGUUGAUUUUUUUUAUCAUAUCAGUGUUAUAUAUCUUUUUAAAGCAAUUGUGUCUUGCCUUUCUGGUGUGGAAUUCUUUUAACUUGGUGCCUUUACAGUGUUUGGACUGUGACUGCUAGGCUGGAUCUACACUGCUUUAUAUGCCAGGAUCUGAUCCCAGAUUAUCUGCUUAUCUCAGAUUGUUUGGCAGCGGAGACUCAUAUAAUCUGGUUCAAAGCAGAUAAUCUGGGAUCAGAUCCUGGGAUAUAGGGCUGUGGUGAUCCAGCCCUAGAAAAUCCCUGUUUGCUGUGUUGCUGUUGGGAAAAGUAGUCUAAAUCAUUUUGAAGACAUGGUAUUAGGGAGGGCUGUCAUAAGGUCCUUUGCUUCGGUGAGCAGACCAUGGACUGCAGGACCACCACUCACCCAGUUCUUUCCUUUAUGCUGUCUGCUCAUGGCAUUAGGAACACAUUUUUCCUAAAGAAACAUAACACAAAUAUCAUGCAAAUUUACCUAAGAAACAAGGGCAAGGAAGAGGUAGUGCCUACCCAUUCCAUUCCAAUUAGACAAGGCAGCUGGCCUCUUUCAUAACACUAUGUAACAAAAUUUGGAACAAAAUGUUCCUGGUUUGAAAUUGUUAUUUCCUGUUUAAUUGUGCGGUACUACUUACUUUGACAGUAGUUGUUAUACUCCAGAAGCUUCGUUUUUGUGGCUGCUGCAAACCAUGUUGAAUUGGUUGAGACUCUGAGAUAUUCAUUGAAAAACUAUAGCAAAAUGUGCUACAAAAUGUCUCACAAAAACAAAGUUUACAGUUUAAUAAACUUUUUCCAUGUU